This is a messenger RNA of Aaosphaeria arxii CBS 175.79, 1670 nucleotides long. RefSeq names its product cytochrome P450. NCBI's taxonomy places the organism in Eukaryota, Fungi, Ascomycota, Dothideomycetes, Pleosporales. The coding region runs from base 147 to 1670 and encodes 507 amino acids. The transcript is spliced from 5 exons. The record is from RefSeq and is a predicted model, not a curated record. Gene Ontology annotation, molecular function: oxidoreductase activity, acting on paired donors, with incorporation or reduction of molecular oxygen; iron ion binding; heme binding.
AAAUUAGACGAAGGUUGCCACUCUAGUGAUCGAAGAUUAGUUGUAGACCGACGGUGGGAAGUCUGUCUCACAGCUAACUACAUGAACGCUCUGACAAAACCUUCCGGGGCCCCUCGAUCCUAAUCUGCAACUUUCAACGGAACAUCAUGUCGUUUUUAUACCAACUCAGCGAUGAAACUCAAUUUGUUCUCUGGAGAUUGCUUAUCUUCUUCGGAGCUUCCAUUGCCUUCUAUUGGCUCGGGCCUUUUCUUAAUGGCCUGCUUUUUGCGUCCACAAGGAGAAUCCCCGGCCCUUUCUGGGCAAGGGUCAGUCGCUUUACUGAGCUCCGAUGGGUCCUGAAAGGUGACUCGAAUAUGCAGUACAUUCGUCUGCAUAGUAAAUACGGCCCCGUAGUUCGUGUCGGCCCGAAUCGUUACAGCUUCAGUAAUCCUGCAGAUAUCAAGAUCAUAUAUGAGCUUGGAGGUAAAUUUACGAAAACGGAAUUCUAUAAGCCAUUGCUGGCCGAAGAGCCAGACAAGCAAAACAUUUUUGCACUAAUGGAUGCCAAAGUCCACAAGGAGCGACGUAGAAAAAUUGCAAAUCUGUAUAGCAUGUCCAUAAUGAUUUCUUAUGAAGUUGCCGUGGAUAGAAUGACAGAGGUGUGCAUGCGCAAAUUAUCUGAGUUUGCUAGCAAGAAAGGGCAAAUAUCAAUGCCCCAGUUUAUGCAAUACUAUGCAUUUGACGUCAUCGGCGAGAUCACAUUUAACAAGUCGUUCAACAUGAUGGAAGCUGAAGGGGACAAAACCGGAAUGAUCAAGGGAAUCCACGGCGCGAAUUCUUACAUGGCCCAUAUUGGACUUGUCCCUGAUCUACAUCCAUGGAUUCAACGCCUACAGUCUAUCAUGGGAAAUCAGCAAGGGACCAACGCGCUCUUGAAAUUCACAUUUGACCAAAUGGAGGUUCACAAAGGAGGGAACAACAGCGCAGGACGAGAAGGUACUGCUGAUAGCUUCUUAGCUAAGCUGCUCCGGAUGAAGGCAGACAACCGCGUCCAGAUGCCACACAUCCUGGACACAUGCGGAAGCAACAUAGGUGCUGGUUCAGAUACUACAGCAAUCAGCCUAAGUGUUGCGCUGUUCUAUCUGUACACCAACCCUGAAACAUUGGCCAAACUCCGAAAGGAAGUGGACACCAUGGCAUCUGAAUCUCUCAUUUCGGAUCCUGUCAAAUUCCAAGAAGCUCAGAGCAUGCCCUACCUGCAAGCCGUCAUAAAAGAAACUUUGCGCAUGCACCCUGCUGUUGGGACUAUUCUCCCUCGUAAGGUACCAAAAGGAGGCCUACAGCUGGCAGGGACUUAUUUUCCGGCUGGUACAAACGUUGGAGUAAAUGCAUGGGUACUACACUACAGCAAGGAAAUAUAUGGAGAGGAUGCUGAUAUAUUUCGACCGGAACGUUGGCUUGAACCAAAGUAUGAUGGAGAUUUACGAGAUCAGAUGAUGUUUGCCUUUGGGGGAGGCUCCCGUGCCUGUAUAGGUAAGAACAUAAGCCUUCUUGAGAUGACGAAAGUUCUCCCUCAGAUUGUUCGCAACUUUGAUUUCGAUGUUCAGGGUGGUAGUAAGUUGAAAACCUACUGCGCCUGGUUUGUCUAUGUAGAUUACAUGGUUACAGUCAAGCCAAGAGCUUCAUCAUAG